Messenger RNA from Sabethes cyaneus, 3090 nucleotides. RefSeq lists its product as uncharacterized. The record is from RefSeq and is a predicted model, not a curated record. Bases 1 to 3090 code for a protein of 1029 amino acids. Gene Ontology annotation, biological process: DNA integration. Gene Ontology annotation, molecular function: nucleic acid binding. NCBI's taxonomy places the organism in Eukaryota, Metazoa, Arthropoda, Insecta, Diptera, Culicidae. The transcript is spliced from 4 exons.
AUGUAUGCCGGUUUUGUGAAUCGCCUAUGCGAAGAUUUCGGUGUUGCUAAUUGUUCCGUCGACGAGUUCAAGUGUUUAAUAUACGUUUGUGGCCUACAUGCACCCCAAGAUGCUGAGAUCCGGACCGCUCUGCUAGCUAAGCUGGAAGGCAACAAAUCAAUGACGCUCAACGAUCUCACCACAGAGUGUCAUCGCAUUAUCAACCUUCGGAAAGACGCUUCAAUCGUGGAGUGCCCAAGCGAGAAGGCAUCGGUCAACGUUCUCAAUCCGAUCAAGCAGCCGAAGAAAUCAGUCGUCUCUAAGCCUGCAUUCAAACACCCACCGAUGCCCAAAAAUCCGGCUUAUCGUAACAAUAGUGAUAGCAACAAUAAACCGAGAACGCCGUGUUGGAAAUGCGGACAGCUCCACUAUGUUCGCGAGUGCCCCUUCCAAGACCAUCGCUGCCGUGAUUGUAACGUUAUUGGGCACAAAGAAGGGUAUUGCCACUGUGUGUCAUCGAAUCCAGGCAAGAAAAGGAAAUCGAAACAAGCCCCACAAACAAAAGGCAUUUAUUCCGUUCGACAAGUUGCUGCUCGGGAUAGGAGAAAAUACGUCACCGUUGUUGUAAAUAAAGUCAAAAUUGAGCUCCAGUUAGAUUGCGCGUCAGACAUCAGCAUCAUCACCGAAGACAACUGGAAUCGGAUCGGACGACCAUCAACUAAGCCACCUUCACAACAAGCCCGGACGGCUUCAGGUCAACCGCUACCGCUCAUCGCAGAAAUUGAUUGUGACGUUAUGCUGAGAGGAGUUCAUCGUUCAGGCCUCGACUUUAUCGAACUCUUCAACCUGUGGCACGUUCCCCUGAGCACGGUCUGCAACAACGUCACGACAGCAACCGACAACGUUCAAUGGUUGAAAAUAUCGUUUCCGCAACUGUUUUCGGAUUCACUGGGUUGCUACCUGUUUGCCGCACUUGAACCGAUCGAGACUGAGCUGAAACGAUUGGAAGAGUUAGAAAUCAUUUCGCCGGUAGAGUUCUCUGACUGGGCGGCACCCAUCGUUUCCGUUCGUAAGAAAGCAGUGAACGGACAGCCACCGAGAGUAAGAGUGUGCGCUGACUAUUCUACUGGCCUAAAGAGCGCCAUUCAGCCCAAUCAGCAUCCUCUCCCGCUCCCCGAGGAGAUUUUUGCCAAACUCUCCGGCAGCAUAGUCUUCUCGCACAUCGAUCUAUCGGAUGCGUAUUUGCAAAUACCGAUCGAGAAAGAUUCCAGACAGUACCUCACGAUCAACACUCAUCGCGGAUUGUUUGAGUUUAAUCGCUUGCCACCCGGUGUCAAAUCUGCCCCCGGCACGUUUCAAACGAUCGUCGACGCCAUGGUAGCUGGUUUGGAAGGAGUUGAAACGUACCUCGACGACGUACUGGUGCACGGAAAGGACGCCAAGGAACAUCGAGUCCGUCUUUUGAAGCUUCUGGAACGUAUCCAGGAGUGGGGUUUUACGCUGCGCAUUGAAAAGUGUUCUUUUUUCAUGCCGGAAAUCCACUAUCUCGGUUUCAUCAUCAACCAUCAAGGGAUCCGGCCCGAUCCUGUCAAAACAGCAGCGAUAUGUAGUAUGCCGCCCCCACACGACGAUUUUGGCUAUGCGGACAUCCUAUCUAGGCUCAUUGACCCGCGAGCAAAACCAGAUGACGAUUUCGUUAUUGCUUCGGUUCAAAUGGAAGAGGACGUGUCUGCCACCGUAAAUGCAGCACUAACUGCUCUGCCGGUCACUUUCAAACACCUUCAAGCUGCCACUAACAAGGACAAGCUGCUUCUGGAAGUGAUUCAACACGUGCAAACUGGUUGGCCUAAAUCGAUUAAGCAAGUCAAUAAUGAUCUCCGUCCGUUCUACGCUCGCAAGGAAGGACUUUCUCUCGUGCGAGGUUGCCUCAUGCUAUCUGGUCGAAUCGUUGUGCCGAAAGUGUAUCGGCAACCCGUACUCAAGGCCAUCCACAAAGGACAUCCCGGUCAAGAGCGGAUGAAGUCAGUGAUGAGGAGCCAUGUCUACUGGCCCGGCGUCGAUCAAGAUGUGCAAAAUUUCGUUUCGUCGUGCAGCGCUUGCGCAUCUGUGGCCAAAUCUCCGCCAAAAACAUUACUUUCGUCGUGGCCACAAGCUAGUCAUCCCUGGCAACGGCUACACGUGGAUUAUGCUGGUCCUUUUGAAGGACAGUAUUUUCUGGUCAUUGUCGACUCCUACAGUAAGUGGCCAGAGAUCAUCCGAACAUCAACCAUCACCAGUAGGACGACCAUCGAACUGCUUUUUGAAACGUUCGCUCGGUACAGACUGCCAGAAACCAUUGUCAGCGAUAAUGGAACGCAGUUUUCUUGCAGCCAAUUCAAAGAAUUCUGCGAGUCUCUUGGCAUCGUGCACAUACGCACCGCUCCGUAUCACCCGCAGUCCAAUGGACAAGCGGAGCGCUUUGUGGAUACUUUGAAGCGAGGCUUAAGAAAAAUAAUGCCAGAAACGCAAAACUCUAUUUCCUGUUCUCUGCAAAUUUUCUUGUCCGCUUACCGGUCAACACCGAACAAGUCGGCUCCGGAUGGACUGUCACCGGCUGAAAUUUUGAUGGGGAGGAAACACCGGACCACAUUGGAUUUGCUGAAACCACCUGUAGAUUUCGUUCUCCAGAAAAAUCAGCACAUGGAAAAUCAAUUCAACAGACACCAUGGGGCAAAGAAGCGAAAUUUCGAAAAAGGCGAUCAAGUGUAUGCAAGCACUCUCAAGCAUGGAAAACUCGUAUGGCUAGCUGGUACCGUCAUCGAACGUGUUGGUAGUGUCAAUUACAAUGUGUUGCUGGAUGGAAGCAGGCUAAUCAGAUCACACACCAAUCAACUCCGUGCUCGGGGGAACACUAAAGUCGAGGUCCAUAUGGAAGAAGCUUCGUCGAACCAUCACCUGCCGUUGCAUAUCCUGCUGCAGGAGUUCAAGUUCAUCGAAGGGUCAUCGACCGCUGCAGAUCAACCGGUUCCUGCUGCGCCACGUCUACCGCGGGACCGCCCGCUUGUUCCGCUCCGUCGGUCCACUCGGAUCCGCCGGAUGCCCACUAGAUACAACCCGUACUUCUGCAGAUAA